This is a messenger RNA of Paramormyrops kingsleyae, 3166 nucleotides long. The record is from RefSeq and is a predicted model, not a curated record. NCBI's taxonomy places the organism in Eukaryota, Metazoa, Chordata, Actinopteri, Osteoglossiformes, Mormyridae.
CAAUUAAAAUAAUAGAGCCUUUAAAUGUAACAGGGAGUUACUGUGCAUGUUACCAAAUUCACAUAUUCGUCAUGACAUUUCUUUUAUGUGUCAAAAGUCCAUUCAACAACUGACCCUGUUCAUCAAGUCCCUCUGGUCUGCUCUAAUAAAAUGUUAAGACCUUAUUACUUAUUUGUAUAGAUGGUGUACAGCCCAUACUUCUGACGUGGCAGAACCGGUGCAGUAACCUGAAGCUUUCAGUGCUGUUUAAGGGGCUUCACCAGAACUCCAGACCUUUGAGGAUCUAUCUUGGCCUCCUAACACCGCUUGGACAUCCCUCUACCAUGCCAGAAGUGUUCCUCCAGGUGUUUCACAUGUGUGGUUCCCUGGUGGUGGAAUGAGCUGCUGAACCACAUCCGGUCAUCAGACUUCCUCUCCACCUUCCAGAAACGCCAGUUCCAGGAAUUCCUCUGCAAACUCAUACCACUCCAUGCUCCCUUAAUGUUGUAAAUGUUGCACCUUCUGGUCAUGGAUUGGUUGCCUCAUCAGGUUCAUAGAGGCGUAACUAGAAAUUUUUCUAAUUCGGAGGCCCUGUAAAGCCCCCCCCCCACCGACUCUGCCAGGGUGUCCAUGCCCCUUCGAAGUAAAUUAUUGUAAAUAAGAUCAAUACAAGUAUUGUGUGAGAUCGACACUUCUCUGGAUGAUAAUUCAACUACAGUUUAUUGCUUUGAUAUUAUUGGGCCCAAUCUUAGUAACUUCAUCAUAUCUGGCCCAGGAACUAAAUGAUUUCUGUUUUUCAGCGCCUGCGGAAGUGCAAACUUCUCUUUCAAUACUGAAAGGGAAGGAAAGAGGAAAACGGGUAUUUCAUAGCAGGAAUCUGUUAUACAGCUACGACCAAUAUGACAGAGGUGGAGCGCCGCGGAGACGGUUUCGGAUGCCGGUGCGUACCGCGUCUGCUGCUUUCUGUUAAGGCAAGCGGAAAGUAAAGGCAGCCGCCAGGGUGAGGAUGGGAAAGUGUGCAGGGGGAGCCCGGGGAGUAAAAGCAGCGCGUCACGGUCAGGUUUCCUUGAUGGGCACGGCUUCUUACAUGCGAACUUCCUACACAGCGGUGAAGAUGCAAAAACCUUCACAGAGCGCAGGCAGAGGAGCUAAUUCCACUCAGGAAUCAGAAGCUUGGCGUUCACUGUCUGAACCUCUGAUUCGUGCCCACUCAGAGGAUCCGGAAUGGCCCCGUGGACAACGCCCCCAGUGGACGUCUCCACAAAUGGCACAUGUAAUAUCGAUGACCGCUUCCUGUACCUGGUUGUGCCUGUGGGGUACUCUGUCAUCUUUAUCCUGGGAUUGCUGAGCAAUUUGGUGGCCUUGUGCAUAUUCUUCCUGAAAAGCUCAACCUUGUCCAUCACGGUGUAUAUGAAGAAUCUGGCCAUAGCCGACCUACUUCUGGUCCUGUGCUUGCCUAUUCGAAUCUACUACCACAACAAGGAGGGCCCCUUCUUUCUCUGCAGGAUGGUGGGAAUCUCUUUCUACGUCUCCAUGUAUGCCAGCAUUGUCUUCCUAAGCCUCAUUAGCCUGGACCGCUACCUGAAGAUCAUAAAGCCUGUCCAAGUCUUCAGAAUCCAUCGAGUAGAGUGGAGCCGCAAGACUGCCUGCAUCAUCUGGGCGGUUUUUGCUUGCAGCACCUUCCUCCUCCUUCUGUGUGAGAAAGGGACCGAGCCUUGCGACAAAAUCUGCUUCCACUUCCAUAGGAAGCGGGCAGCAGGUGGGGCCAUCAACCUGGUGGUGGUGGGGCUGUUCUUUAUCCUCUUCCUGGUCUUUGUGUGCUUCUAUGGGACAAUCGGUGCGAAGUUGAGCACCAUGACCCUUGGCGGUAACGACCUGCAGGCCAAGAGCCGGAAGAAGAAGAUAGUAGUGAGGACCUUCUUGGUGCCGGCCAUCUUCACGCUCUGCUUCUUCCCGUACCACGUGGUCCGGGUUCCCUAUAUCCUCUCCCAGAUGGAUGUCAUCAGGGAUGUCAAUAUCCAGCAACAGCUGCAUAUGGUCAACGAGCUGGUGCUCAUUCUUUCUGCUGUGAAUAGCUGCCUGGACCCCGUCAUCUACUUUUUCCUGUGCAGCGCCUUCAGGAAAACUGUCCGCUGUGUCCUCCAGGGGAGGUUCAAGUUUUCCGUGAAUGAGAGAGCGGUCAGUUUUAACCGGUCAGCCAACGAGUUUUAAAGAUGGCUGGCGUCCGACUGGCUCAGCAUUAAGUCACUUUAUACUGUCAUUUUGUUUUUAAAUGUAUUUAUUUGAUAUGUAAACGUACCCAGUCAUCACCAGUUGCUUGAUGCAGAGAUGUAGCCCAAUAUUUAAAUAUGAUUUUGAUAAAGUUUUAAAUGUUAGGUUUUUUUAUUUUUUAUUUGAGCAAUAAAUAGUUAUUGUAUAUGUAUUAUAUAAUAUAUAAUAUAUAUGUAUAAGUGUCCUAGUUUCUAUUGCAUUGCAAGUUUUAAGUUUGCAUUACAAAUCUCAUGCCACUGUCAAGAUUAGUUGAAAAGGCACCUGCUUCAUCUGAUCAGGCUUAUUCAGAAGCUCAGUUUUUUUUUUGGUAUCUGUUAAACACUUUGGAGGAUGUUUUUCAUUAUCUUAAAUCUACCAUUUGCUUCUACACGGCCCCUUGUUUGCUGAUUGUAUCUUCUAAUGGUUCUGGUAGCGCCACGUCUGCACUUUCCAACUUGGUUUUCAUGUUGUUAUUUGCUAUAAGUUCAGCAGAAUCACGGACAGAACACACUCACAACAGCAGUGCAAAAAGCAAUAUUGAUAAUGGCCAUCUCUUGUCCAGUACCAGCGUCUCUUGGUAGCCUGCAAAUGACCUUUGAUCUGCAUCUUAGAAAGAUGUUCUCUGGUUUUGAAUAAAAUAAAGAGUAAUAUCGAAACCAAAAAAGUGUUGUCAUUACAACCAGGGGCGCUGUGGGCGGGGGUGGGGGCUGGGGGUGAUUCCAAGGGCCCUUGAGUGAGUUUGUUAGUUGCCUACAAAUUUUGGAAAAUAACUGGAUUGGUCUGGUCUGGAGGGGGGGGGGGGGAAUAUGAUAUGCUUUCAUGGGGCCCAAGAUCUCUUGCAACAUCCCUCACGUUUACCUGCACCUACUAAAAGCCCUGUCCUGCUUUGCCCAAGAUACAUAAUAUAAUGAUAUCUUAUGAAUACUACCAUGCUAAA